Messenger RNA from Candidula unifasciata, 489 nucleotides. The record is from the annotation of a GenBank genome assembly. NCBI's taxonomy places the organism in Eukaryota, Metazoa, Mollusca, Gastropoda, Stylommatophora, Geomitridae.
AUGGCGUCUGUUGUAUUGAAAGUCUUGGGCCUAACACUCGGUCUCUUUUUCAUUUUUAUUGGAACUAUAAAGCUGACGCCGUCUAUUAAUGGCGAAAUUUACAAAGAAAUGAGAAAGACGUAUAUACGUAAUUCUAAAGUCUUCCCUCUGGUGAAGCAAACUGGAUGGAAACCAAACCCGCACACAUAUAGGAAAACUGUUGGCUCUAUGGAAAUCAUCUGUGGUGCUUUCCUAGCAUUUCUUCCAGGCCCACUAAAGGAGGCUGCAAACAUCUGCCUGCUCCUGUUAACGCUAAAUGACAUCUAUGCUCAUUAUGCCCUCGAUGAAGGGCUAGAUAAAAUGAGCCCGGCCAUUGUAUUUGCCCUGUUGCUUACCUGCCGGCUGGUCAUCUUCCUUCAGAGCCUGGCAGCAGAGCCCAAGUCUGUGUUUGAGAACAGUCAGUUGGAUUCACAAGCCGAGCCUGCUGUAGAAGACAGAAAGGAUAAAUAA